AUGUCGCAAUACCAGCGUAUCUUCAGUGUUUACCGCACGCCGGCCAUAGGCUACGAUAAGUUGGAGUUCAAUACGCCCCACCAGAAAUCUGGGGAACACGUGCUAGUCAUUCACAACGGCCAGAUGUUCACCUUCAACGCGUACGAUGCCCAAGGAGUGCCCCACAACGAAAGCAGGAUCCUCACCCAGCUCAUUCGAGUCGUGCAGAUGUCGCCCGAGAAGGUCGUCGGUGUGGGCAUUCUGACGACGGAAGACAGGGACGUCUGGGCGAAGAUGCACGCUACUCUUGGCCAGACCAUUACUGGAAAGUGUAACAAAAUACUCGAAACGGAGAGCGUGCUGAACAACUGGCAACGAAGAUGGUAUUUCACGGAGGCAUCGGCAUCCGCGGCAGCUCGGCCCAACGGCCAGUCAAAUAACAACGCAGCAUCGCGGAAGCGAGGAGCAAGCGUCACGGAAACGACGGAGGACGGAGAGGGCAAGAUCAACGGAACAGAUAAGUGCACUAUUUCGAUCGACAUUAUGUCAACGCCUCAUCCUCAGCAACGCCUAGGAGGCAUGCCUGAGUUCAACCCAAGGAGCGACAACAUUAGGUCGUACUUCGAGAGGCAUGGAAAUUCUGUUGACAUUAACGAAGUACCCGCGGCGAAAAAGCUGAAGUUGUUCUUGAACGUGGUGGGUGGUCAGGCUUACGAGGAGCUCAAGAAAAUUCUAGUUCCACAGAAGCCCACCGACAAAACUUUCGAGGAAGUGCGGGAGUUGCCAGAAGACCACUUCAGUCCGGAGUAUUCCGUAAUUGCCGAACGCUGCAAAUUCAACAGGGGAAUGCAACAAGAAGGUGAAAGCGUGAAGGAUUUUAUGACAGAAUUGAAGCACCUAGCACGGAACUGUGAAAUCAAGGAAUUUAUGAUUGAAGCUUUGAGAGACCGCCUGGUAGCAGGCUUACGCGAUGAAGAGACCCAGAGAACAUCGUUUGCUACGGAGGGUCUGACUUUUGAAGGCGCAUCUGAAAUACCUAUUGAAAAGGAACUCGCAUCGCGGCAAACCAGCGAGCUGCUUAAAGUAGAAGCGAGACCAACAGAAGUUAACGUUAUCAGCGGCAGCACAUGCGGAAAACGCACGCGUCACGAUCAAAGAACAAAGAAAAAGAAAACAAGCGGGAAACGCACACGUCACGAUUAAAGAAGGAAGGCGCAUCAAAGACGAAUCGUGGUUGUUAUCGCUGUGGGAAAGGACACGCGCCUGACCGAUGCUGGUAUCGAAAUACGAAAUGCCGUGC
Molecule: messenger RNA, 1279 nt
Organism: Ixodes scapularis (black-legged tick)
Lineage: Eukaryota; Metazoa; Arthropoda; Arachnida; Ixodida; Ixodidae
Exons: 4
Coding region: 1-1182 (393 amino acids)
Biological process (GO): carnitine metabolic process, CoA-linked
Cellular component (GO): peroxisome
Molecular function (GO): carnitine O-acetyltransferase activity
Source: RefSeq, a predicted model, not a curated record